UUCCGUCACAUAUUUGGCCAAAUGCUCAAGAACAGUUGUUAGGGGCGUGGCCUCUUCAGCCAGCAUAUAAAACUAAAUUUGACAAUGUGCAGCAACUUUAGUUGCCAGUCGUCAGGUGCCGCGGCGUGACUUUAAUUGUCACAAUCUUCAACGAAAUGUAUUUGCCGGCGCGUUUUUGCCUGCUCAGUGUGCUCUUUGCCCUGGCUAACGGUCAGAGGAGCAAGCCGCGGGCUGAACGUCCACAGGGACGCACAUUGGGUCUGCUCUCGCCGCUGCUCUUCGGCUCCACGGGACCGUUGUUCGAUGCGCCAGUGGCGCCUCUGGGCGGCAUCAGCGGGGGCGGGGCGGCGGCUGGCGCGGGCAGUGGCACGCAGUCGGAUCCGUACUAUGGUGGCGCAGGAGGAGCAGGAGCAGGAGUAGGAUACGGAGGCGGAGGUGGAUACGUAGGCGGAGGAGGAUACGGAGGCGUAGGUGGAGGAGGAGGAUAUGGAGCCGGAGUCGGAGCUUAUCCUGGCUAUGGCAGCGUCUACGGCUACAGGCCCAACUAUGCAUUCAACUUGGGCCUGGGCUAUCCGGGGCUGGGUCAGAGCUAUUAUGGCUAUCCAGGCUAUGGCUUAUACAGGCCCAGCUACAACUACAACUACGGCGGCUAUCAGCGGCCCGUGCAAUAUCCGGGCAACUAUUACGGCUCCAGGCCCAACUACGGCAAUUACAACAACUACAACAACAAUUAUGGCAACUAUGGAAACAGACCCUCCGCCUACGGCAGCUACGCAUCAGCCGUGCCGCCAGUUAGUGCCAAUCCAAGCGCGGGCGUGUCACCUGGUGCCGGCGCGAAUCCGGGCGCCGGAGCUGGGGCUGGCUCACAGCUGAACACAGCGCAGGCGGCGCAGCUGGCUGGACUGCUGGGCCAAGCGCUGGGCAGCAGCUUGCGACCCUUGGUGGCCAAUGGCGGUGCGGGCGGUGCGGCCGGAGCUGCCGGAGGCGCCAAUCCGCAGGCGCUGCAAAGUCUUUUGGGCUUGUUGGGCUGA
Drosophila montana is the source of this 1031-nucleotide messenger RNA. RefSeq lists its product as uncharacterized. Lineage: Eukaryota; Metazoa; Arthropoda; Insecta; Diptera; Drosophilidae. The record is from RefSeq and is a predicted model, not a curated record. The coding region runs from base 156 to 1031 and encodes 291 amino acids. The transcript has a single exon.